Leptidea sinapis is the source of this 8252-nucleotide messenger RNA. RefSeq names its product transcriptional regulator ATRX homolog. Bases 270 to 3746 code for a protein of 1158 amino acids. Lineage: Eukaryota; Metazoa; Arthropoda; Insecta; Lepidoptera; Pieridae. The transcript is spliced from 29 exons. The record is from RefSeq and is a predicted model, not a curated record. Gene Ontology annotation, cellular component: nucleus. Gene Ontology annotation, molecular function: ATP-dependent chromatin remodeler activity; ATP hydrolysis activity; ATP binding.
CGACUGUUUUGGAUAGUUGUCUACUUCGCGUAAAUUGCCGAAUUUUCGGUCAAAGAAUUGUAGAAUGUAUGUUAUCUAAAAAAUAUGGUAAGGCAAUGAACAAUGGUGUAAAAUAUAUGUGUUAUUGGAACAGUUUCCUUGAAUAGUGCUCGAUAUUAUGCCAGUUCAGCCAUUUACAUGAAAGAUUAACAAAUUUGAAGACUUUAAAGAAGCGGUCGUGGCGACGCGAGGCGGCCCGUCGUCGAAGCGAGCGAGUGAUACUCAAGAGAAUGGCCAACUUGCCGGGAUUAACCGAAAAUGUACUGUUGCAGCCGGAAAGUAGCUCGGACGCUGCGUCUAUCAACGACAGUGAUGUCGAAGAGUUACCUAGAGUUCCAGUUACGGAGGUGAACGGAGAUGGUCUGGUCGAGCACAUGGCAAAAGACGACUUAUUGGAUGAUAGCGACUCAUCAAGUUCACAGAAAGACAUAAGAAGCUCUCAGGAUGACAAGAACAAAGAUGAAUCCGACAAUGAUGAUGUCAAGUCAAAACGCCGCAAAGCAAACACGAUAUCUUCUGACUCCGAGGCGGGAUCGUCGAGGAAGAAGGAACAAAAAACCAGCGACUUUGAGGAGUCCGAUGAAGAAAACUCGGAACCAGCUAAAAAUAAAAAGAGGAAGAAGUUGCCAAUGCCGAGUGAUAGUGAUUACUCUGACUCCUCAUCUACUAAAGAAAAAAAGAAGAGGCGUCGCAUCAAAGUCGUAGAGGAGAGUGAUGGCUCAGGUUCGGAUACAGAAAACGAAGGCAAAAAUAAACAUGGCAGAAAGAAUAUUCGUAAAGUAAUGGGUAAAAACCAACUCGAAGAAGCAACGAAAAGAGCUGCUCGUGAAGAAAAGGAAAGGAUUGCUCGAAUCACAGAGCGACAAAAAUUGUACAAUAACUUACAAUUUGAUGAGUCGGGAAAGCCAGAUGAAGUGGUGCUGGACAAGGUUGUGCUUGACUUUGAUCCAGAAACCAAGGAGCCACUCAUUGAGGUUGAUAAGGGUUUGGUCAAAAAAUUGAAACCACAUCAGGCAAACGGAAUAAAAUUCAUGUGGGACGCAUGUUUCGAGAGUGUGAAACGUAUCAAGAAGGACAAGGGUUCUGGUUGUAUACUAGCGCAUUGCAUGGGUCUCGGCAAAACAUUGCAGGUGGUGUCACUCACCCACACGCUGCUGAUCCACAGCGAGUUGACAAGCGUGAACCGAGUGCUGGUCGUGUGUCCGUUGUCAACUGUACUCAACUGGGUGAACGAGUUCAAGAUAUGGCUCAAACAUGCUGAUAACGACUUUGAAGUGGAUGUCUAUGAGCUAUCCAGGUAUAAGCAGAACAAAGAGCGCGCGUCCCAGUUGCAACAAUGGUUCCAAAAUGGCGGCGUGUGCGUGCUCGGAUAUGAAAUGUUCCGGAACCUCUCCGCUGAAAACUCAAAGAAGUAUAAGAAAAAAAUGCUUAAGAACUUUCAGGAGAGCUUGGUUGAUCCAGGCCCUGACUUAGUGGUGUGCGAUGAGGGACAUUUACUGAAGAAUGAAAAGACAAGCUUAUCUCAGGCGAUGAACAGAGUGUUGACAAGACGGCGAAUUGUGCUCACGGGAACUCCCUUACAGAAUAAUCUCAAAGAAUAUUACUGCAUGGUGCAAUUCGUGAAACCGAACCUUCUGGGGAAGUAUAAUGAGUACUUGAAUAGAUUUGUCAACCCAAUAACCAAUGGACAGUAUACUGACUCAACUGAACAUGACAUUAGGGUUAUGAAGAGGAGGUCUCAUGUCUUACAUAAGAUGUUGGAUGGAGCUGUACAGAGGCGAGACUAUGGUGUGUUGGCACCAUUUUUACCGCCAAAACACGAGUAUGUACUGUUCAUCACACUCACCGAAGUGCAAAUCAAAUUAUACCAGUUCUAUUUAGAAAAUUAUUCAAGAAGGCCACUGGCUGGAAAAUCUUCAGGAUUCCUGUUCCCAGACUUUCAGUCACUGCAACGGAUAUGGACACAUCCAUUAGUGCUCAAAUAUAAUUCAGACAGAUAUGAAAUCAUGCAGCAGAAAAAGAGGGAUAAGGAGGAAGAAGAUUACGAUUCCGAGGGUUCUUUAGUGAACUUUAUUGAUGAUAAUUCAACAACAGAGGAAUCAACAACAGAAGAAUCAAGUGAUGAUAUGUCAGAUAUAAGUGAUGACAGCCGAAAGAAAAGUAAAAAGAAAAAGUCUAAGAAGAAGGGCAAGGAUAAAGCUUACACACCGAGAGGGACUCGCGCUAAUCCUGUGGAGCAUGAAGAAAUUGAUCAAGAGGUCGUAGAGGUGAAAAAUGAUAAUCCAACAGAAUGGUGGAUGCCACUGGUUACCGAGCAAGAGAUUGAUGACAUGAGAAACUCACACAAACUCAUACUUCUGUUUGACAUCCUGAGGCAAUGUGAUGCUAUUGGUGAUAAGCUGUUGGUUUUCUCACAAUCCUUAUACUCGUUGGAUUUGAUUGAGCAUUUCCUUGGCAAAGUUGAUGAUGCCACACAGGAGGGCAGGGUCGACGAGAAGUUGGGUGGACACAUUGGUACAUGGUCACCUGGUGUAGACUACUUCAGGUUGGAUGGUUCGACUUCGUGCGAGAACAGAUCCAUCUGGUGCAAGAACUUCAACAGGGAGGAUAACCCAAGAGCGAGAUUGUUCUUAAUAUCGACGCGGGCUGGAGGCCUCGGUAUCAAUCUGGUGGCCGCCAAUCGCGUUGUAAUCUUUGACGUGUCGUGGAAUCCCUCGCAUGACGUGCAGAGCAUAUUCAGAGUGUACCGCUUCGGACAGAAGAAACCGUGCUAUGUUUACCGUUUCUUGGCUAUGGGCACAAUGGAGGAGAAGAUCUACGAGCGGCAGGUGACGAAGCAGGCGAUAUCGAAGCGCGUGAUCGACGAGCAGCAGAUCGACCGCCACUACGCCGAGAACGACCUGGCGGAACUGUACAAGUUCGAACCGGAGCCACCCCAGCCACGCCCCAUACCGCCGCUGCCCAAGGACCGACUCUUCGCCGAGAUGCUCAAAGACCAUGAACAACUCAUAUACAAAUACCACGAGCACGACUCACUUCUUGAGAACAAAGAGGAAGAGACUCUCACAGAGGAGGAGAGGAAGGCGGCCUGGGAUGACUUUGAAAACGAGAAGACGAGACCUCCGCCGGUGCCGUUCCCCUCGCCCUACGCCAUGCAUAAUGGAAUGAUGUCGAAUCUGUUAGCGCAACAACAACAGCAGAUGGCAUUCGGCACGCUGGCGGCCAUACUGCGGAAAGAGAUGCCCACCCUGACUGAGAGUCAGAUCAGGGACAUGUUGCCUGUCGUGUUCAACUCUAACCCAGCGAUGUUCGGUGGAUAUGACUAUGGUAUGAUGCAAAAGUUGAACGACAUCUACAAGUACGCUCCGCAGCCCGGCAUACUCAAUCCAGCCAUGAUGAAUUCCGUCAUGAAUCCAGCCACAGGCGGAAUGGGCGGAUCCAGCGGGCUGCAGUACGAGCCGCCGUGGCAGAGGCAGCAGCAACAACAACACCAGAUGCGCUUACAACAACUGAUGCAACAACAAAACCAGAUGGGUGCGAAGUUGUACGCUGGAGGGCUGGGGAGCCGCGACCCCAUCGCGAUGGCGCUGCAGCAGCAACGGGCGCGCGAGCUCAUGACGGGCGAACGGACCAGGCCGCGGGGUCGGCCGCCGCACUCGCGACUGGUCGCCGCGCCGCCUGACAUUGUCAACCUGGACUCCGACUAGACGGUCUGAAACAGAAGUGAUUUAAGUGUACAGUAAUGGAUAAUAAGGUGCUAUCCAACAGUGUGAAGAUGGCUGAUAUACCGGUGGCACUGAGCCAAAAUAGAUGUGAUUCAACUCAAUAUUUUCACCUGUAGGCUCGCAUACUAAAAUAACAUAUCAUGAAUCUCACCUUGAUGUUUGAAGACAACAGAUACGGUAUGUAAGUAAGACAAUGAUGGACUCAAAUAGGUUUUUAUGUUGAUGUAUUUAUGUUAUUUCAAAUGUGUACUUGUAGUACAUAGCAUUAUGCAGAUUCCUCGGGUCUUUGUUGCAAUAGUAAGAUAGUGACUUAUACGAAUAUCUUUAACGGUUAUUUUGUAUUCCAAUUAAAUGUGUCCGUAGUGAUGUGUGUGGCCUGGUGUGCCAUCGUUACGAUUAAACGGCCUUGUAUUGUGGAUAGCAUGCUUUGGUUUGUGUAUUCAAACAGUAGUUCAAGAAAAAUAAGAUCCAUCGGUAUUGUAUCAUUGAUGAUGUCCACAUGAAAGGAAAGACAAUGAAAGAAAGCGGAUGAUGGUAAAAGUGAAUGAUUUUCUGUGGCCGGGUCCAAGGAAGGAGAGUUAAAGAGAAGCGUGAACUAAUGCUUUCUAUUGACGGGUAUUCAUAUUUAUGUGAAGGCUUGAUAUAAUGGUAGCCUACCUACCACACAAUGGUUACUAAAAAUAUCAUAAAUUUUUAAUUAUAACCUUACAGUGUGCUCUAUUAAAAACAAAAUAAAUAGAAAAAAUAUUUUGGAUAACACAUAUAGUUUCCGAAAUAUUACGUUAGUCGCUGUUAGCGACCCCGAUGUGAAGUCACACAUUAUAUUUCACUACCGUCACUCAGUAUGGUGACUUAUAUGUUGUUUUAAUGUCAACACAGACAUUUCGCCCCUUAUGAAAAUGUAUCUAACUUUAAAUCAUGACAAUUAGUACAAAUACUCUAUACUUGGUGGCCACAGCCUCCAGUGGUGGCCCUUCCAAUAAAGCCACAAUAAAAAAGAAUUGAAUGUGAAAUCGAUAAACAUUGUAACCACAAAACUACUUCUCACUUGAUAUUAUUGAAACAAAAACGUGUGUAUUUCUGGAAGAAUAGGUCUUAGAUCAUAUAUUUGCCUAGAUAGACUGUGACAGCUGUGAAAACGUCGAAAAAAUUUAGAGCAAUGCAUGCAGUCACGCACACUAAAGUAAUAAACCUGGGCUGUUUUCAUCGGUUGUCUAGCAGCAGCAAGAGGCUCUAUCUAGACGUAUAAAUUCUCUAAGCCUAAGGUUUAGGUUAUACGCUAAUAAAGAAAUGAUUUGACGGAAUUAGUGAUUAUCUCAGUAUGUAUGUCUUGAUGAAGAACAAAAAUAUGUCUAUUACUGAUAAGAUUGCACUCCUAUACAAUUAACAAGUAUCUAUCGAAACUUACAACUCUAUUUCACACUAAAAGCACUGUAAAUUAAUUAACUUUUAUUGAAACUUUAUUUUUUGAACGGAGAUUAAUCUGCACACUCUCAUAAGAUCUCAUAGUUAAUAUUCGAUUGGAAUAAGUUUUAAAUGUUAAAAUAUACCAUACACAUUUCUAUUGCUGGUUCAAUUAUAAUGGUUUCCAAUACCGGCUUCACAUAUCAAGAUAACCUUUGAGAAUAUAUGUCGAGGCAUUUAAAUAUUCUUGUGCACAACUAUUAUGUGAAUAAAAUAAGAAUGAUGUACUGUAUGUAGGAAUAAUGUGAUUAUUUUGCUAUUUUAAUGAUACGACGUAAAAUUGUAAAUAAAUAGAGAUUCAUUUUAGUGGUUGCUUUUUAUUUUUAUUUUAAAAUUAGUUUAUCUUUUCAUAUGGUAAUUAAUCAGUUAGUUAUUUAGACGGUUAUAAUAUAUAUUAAUAGGAAUUUUAAUCGUAUUUAUUGUAUUGUAUGGAGCAGAACAGCUUGACAAUUGAAAUGUAUUAUCUAUUGGUACAGGAAACUAGUUUAUAAGCAAUUAUAUAAUAAUGGCAUGGUACUGUAGUGAAAUAUUAAAUAGUUAUCAUAAUAUGCCAUUCCUGAUAAUUAAUAACUCAAUUCAAAUAAUUCUAAGUUCAUGUGAAGUAGAAGUUUCUCUCUAACAUGAAUAUAAAAUUCAAAAUGAUUAUUACAUAGUACUUUUUAACCGACUUCAAAAAGGGGGAGGUUCUCAAUCCUAUUGGUAUUUUUUUUCAAUAUAUGUACACCGAUUAUUUUAAUCUGUGUACAGAUAUCCCGCGAGUUGAAUGCAGACUUCAGGAAUGCGAUAGUGCUGUGACCUUAUUAUAAAGUGAUGACCAUAAUCAUGAGUGUGUCGAUAAAUUUAAACAAAGCUUCAAGUUAACCAUUUUUACCUGAUAAUAACUUUUUUUUAUGAAAAUAAGGGACGAGACGAGUAGAACGUUCAGCUGAUGGUAAUUGAUACGCCCUGCCCAUUACAAUGCAGUGCCGCUCAGGAUUCUCGAAAAACCCAAAUAUUCCGUGCGGCACUAAAAUUGCGCACGUCACCCUGAGGCGUCAGUUGUUAAGUCUCAUUUGCACAGUAAUUUCAAUAGCUACGGCGCCUUUCAGACCGAAACACAAUAAUGUUUACACAUUACUGCUUCACGGCAGAAAUAGGCGCCGUUGUAGUACCCAUAGUUUAUGGGCUGGCAUCCUGUGCAAAGGAGCCUACUGGUAAAACUCGUUUGGAACGGCACCUGAUGGACUCGGAUCAGUUAUUAUUAAAAUAAAAAAAAAUUCAUCAAACACGGGAUCACAACUUUAGUAUUAACGCGAUUACACGGUAAGAGACCACUACGACACAGCACUACAGUGUAGGCCUCGACUGCAUUCAACUCGAAAACUGUGCCUACCUAUAAAUUAGCCUUUUUAAAUGUCGUUGUUUAUGUUUUGUACUUUGUUUUACGUAGCUAUAAUUAUUAGAAAGAACAUCUUGCUUACUAUCUAUAAUAUAUAUGAUUAACGCAGGUUUAGAGCGAGACGCAGGUAAAUAGCGGUUUGGCAACAUCGCAUCUUCGUAGAAUGCGAUGUUGCCAAACCGCUAUUACUACAACUAUGUUCGUACAUAUUUUCGAUCUUUUUGUCGUGGCUUCUUUAAUAAAAAUUGUACACACGUAAACUUCUGUGACUUUUUAAUACCUUUUUAUGAAAAUACACUGAUUUAUUAUAUUUUAACGAAUGACAUUUACAUUUUACUUACAUACCUAUUUCAAAAUACAAAAAUAAAUUAAUAGGCAGAUCGAAACAAAAUUGUUUUAUCAUUAAAUCAUCAUGAUUUAUCUCAGAAGUGAUGCGUCGUAUCCCUGAAUGCGCUGCCGGCAUUCACAUAGUUAUCGCCGACAAGCGUGCUCUGCCAAUAUAAAUCAUAAUAAAAUAUAGAAAUGCUUGCAACGCUCCGGAUAUUGAGGGUCUUGUGGAGCAAUAGCGUGUAAAAUGACAGCAGAUAAAUUAAGAGUCUAAUACUGAAAAAUAAUCGGCAUAUUAUAGUUUAACAAACGAAAACAGCAAUUUAGUUUAAAAAAAAACUGAUGACUGUAAUAUUUUGACUAGUUGUGGAAAACUUGCUGCAGUUAAAUAUACUUCCGUACGCCACAUUUAGGCUUUGAUUCACGCCCGCCCGGUCCGUUUGAUACUAAAUCACUACUUAUUUGCUGGUGGUCUAUAAGUCACCUGGGAGGCAACGUCACUUCAUAGAACCAUCUUAUUUAGAUUUCUGUGGAUAGGCCUUAUCUAAGCGAGAUGUCUAAAUGUUCAUACAAUAAAAGAAAUGGACAUAUAAACGAAAAUCUUCUGACAUCAAUAAAAUAUCAUGUAUCCGUUUUCUUGAUGUGUACCUACUAAGUAAUUUUUAUUGGAGUUUUAAGAACUUUAUUGGUCGGCACCAUGUCGUCAGGUCAUUCCAUAUUUAUUUGCCUAAGUAAAUUGGAAAGCAUAUUAUGAGAUUUUAAACAGAUUCUAUUGAACUUGUGAAAUUAAUUUAUUUGGCUGCCUCGUCCAUUUGUGUUGUGAUAUUUGUUUUUUUCUCACACAUUUUGUAUACGUUUUUUUCUGAUUGGUCACUAUUGUGGCUUAAUAUGUAAGAUCUAAUUAAUACAGGCUUUGGCUAUAUAACGUAGACUAUCUAUCUGCCUAUUUAGUUCUUGUAAGUAUACCAGUGUGAUGGUCUAUUUUAAUUGUUUAAUUUUAAUCAUAGCAUUCUGAAUGUUGUUAUUAUUAUAAUUUAGUUUGUUAGUUUCAUUACAUUAUAUAUAAUUUAUCAUUAUAGGUUUAUUUAUAAUAUACUUUUUUUUUAUAUAAAAAACACAGUAUUUCAAUUAGACUUUAAGUACGUAAUAAUCGAUUGGGAGUUUGUUACGGUUUAGGUUCAACAGUUUUGCUACUCGUCGCACAUAUUGUGGGGACUGCUGUUUAAUGUACAAUAUUAUAUUAUUAUAAUUAAUGAUAUAUGUAGUAAACUUCCUAUUAUUUUGUAGUAAAAUUGAGGUAUAUUAAAUAAUACAAAAUA